AUGUCUACGUCCAGUUGCCGUUUUUACGAGAACAAAUACCCCGAAGUGGAUGAUGUGGUGAUGGUCAACGUGCAGCAAAUCGCCGAAAUGGGUGCGUACGUCAAACUACUGGAAUAUGACAACAUCGAAGGUAUGGUACUGCUGAGUGAACUUUCUAGAAGACGUAUCAGAUCGAUCCAGAAACUGAUCCGUGUGGGCAGAAAUGAGGUUGUGGUUGUGCUGCGUGUAGACAAGGAAAAAGGUUACAUCGAUUUGUCCAAACGUCGUGUUUCGUCUGAAGACAUCAUUAAGUGUGAAGAACGCUACCAAAAAUCCAAAGCCGUCCAUUCGAUCGUCAGACACUGCGCUGAGAAAUUCAACUUCCCUGUGGAGCAGCUCUACAAGACCGUGGCCUGGCCCUUGAGUCGAAAGUACGGCCAUGCUUACGAUGCCUUCAAGUUGUCUAUCGUUGACGAAACAGUGUUCGAAGGCCUCGAACCUCCCAGCCCAGAGAUCUUCCAGGAACUACGUUUGUACAUUUCCCGCAGACUAACCCCACAGGCCGUCAAGAUCCGCGCUGACAUCGAAGUGUCGUGCUUCAGCUACGAGGGUAUUGAUGCCAUCAAAUCGGCCCUUCGCGCCGCGGAGGACCUAUCCACUGACCAGAUGCAAAUCCGCGUCAAACUGGUUGCUGCCCCACUGUACGUGUUGACCACACAGGCCCUUGAAAAACAGCAGGGUAUCGAGCUACUUGAGCAAGCCAUUGCCAAGAUUACAGAAGUGAUUUCCGCUAACGACGGUUUCUGCAACACCACCAUGGCUCCCAAAGCUGUCACAGCUACGGAAGAUGCCGAGCUACAGGCCCUAUUGGAAAACAAGGCUCUCGAGGACAACUCCGAUUCUGAGGAAGACGAGUCUGACCACGAGUAG
This is a messenger RNA of Lachancea sp. 'fantastica', 909 nucleotides long. NCBI's taxonomy places the organism in Eukaryota, Fungi, Ascomycota, Saccharomycetes, Saccharomycetales, Saccharomycetaceae. The record is from the annotation of a GenBank genome assembly.